Molecule: messenger RNA, 2424 nt
Organism: Zerene cesonia (dogface butterfly)
Lineage: Eukaryota; Metazoa; Arthropoda; Insecta; Lepidoptera; Pieridae
Gene: Tert
Product: telomerase reverse transcriptase-like
Exons: 1
Coding region: 227-2356 (709 amino acids)
Biological process (GO): telomere maintenance via telomerase
Cellular component (GO): telomerase catalytic core complex
Molecular function (GO): telomeric repeat DNA binding; telomerase RNA binding
Source: RefSeq, a predicted model, not a curated record
GAAUACGUAUCACUUAAUACAUAUCGAAUAAUUGAUUUUUCCAUACGGAAAUGAGGAGCAUGUUAUAUUCCUUAAAAUGGAACGUACUUACCCCAUCCGCAUCACAUAAACACAAACAUUGAACAUGUCUGAACAAGUCGCCGCAAAAUUUGAAAUUUGAAUCAUAGUGGCUAGAAAAGUGAUUUCACUGAAUAUUUUAUAUUACACAUAUCACGAUACUGUUGAUAUGGUUGAUUCGGUUUGUUUUUCUUACCAUUUUUUAAAUAAACAAAAUGUUAGAUCGUUUAGUAAUAUUUUUUGUUUAAAAAUAUUAAAAACUGAAAAUCAUGAAAAGUUUCUGCAUACAAUUUUUCAAGACGACUAUUCGGUACGUAAUUUACCACAGGAUAUACGGCAUAUAUUAUCAUGUUUGAGGAUUAAUAUAAAAAAUAAUUGUGGUGGAGAUUUUAAAAUCUUUUCAAAUAUAAACACAAGCGUCAAGGUCUUAAAACCUGUUGAUAAGAAGGAAAUAUUAAAUGAAUCUACGCUGAUUAUGAUAAAAAUAAUGCCCAAAAUGUUUUUCGGAAACAACCAUAACUUAAAAAUAUUCAAAAGGUGCAUUAAAAGAAUAAUUUAUAGUAUGAGAAAGGAACAUAUAUUUUUUAGAAAUCUCCUUUCUACUUGGGAUUUCACGGCUGAUAUGUGGAAAAAUUUAGAUGUUUUAGAAUCCGAAUCUCGAUAUAUCUUAGAAACUAUUUUAAUGUGGGUAUUUAAAAAUAUUUUGUCUGCAAUAAUAUCUUUAAAUUUUUAUGUUACUACAAGUAAAGUAGAUUCAGACGAAAACAAGCUCCAUUAUUUUUGGAACAGUCAAUGGCAAAGAUUUUAUGAUAAGGAACUAUUAAUUAUGAGAAUAAAUAAUAUAAUAAGGAAGUAUGAACCGUAUUGUUUAGGAAAAAAGGUAAAAAGAAAAUAUAUUUUGCAACAGCGAAUUCGUAUAAAGCACAUAAGUAAAGAAAUACCUAAACUUCAUCUCGUACUAAAAUCUAACAAUGAUUUUAGGCCGAUUGUGCGAUACAAAAACGGACUUCUGAAUACCGCUGAAAAACAUAAAGUGAAAGAAAGACUUGCUUUUCUAAAAAUAUUACUCGGAAAACAAAGUGAAAAGCUAGAAUUGCAAUUUGCUGCGCUUCACUCGUCCUGGGUGAAAAAUAAUAAACCUAAAUUGUAUUUUGUGAAAACCGACCUAAGUAAUGCUUUUGGAUCGAUAAAUAAAGCAAUGCUUCAAAAGAUACUCACUGAAAAGUUUAUGCUGUUUCAACAAUCGGAUUAUCCUUUACACAUUAAGAAUAAGUUUGCACUACAAUAUAAAGAAAUAGUAGAAGAGCUUAAGAAGCCAUUGCUGAUUCGUGCUGGAUCAACAGUAUAUGAGUGGAAAGCUGGAUUGGUCCAAGGAUAUAAAUAUUCGCCAGCGUUAUCCGAGCUAUAUUACUCGUACAUGGAUAAAUUAAUUUUCUCCGAUCAUUUGAAGCCGUCGGAAAAUCAAUUAAAAUUGUUUAUUAGAGUCGUCGAUGACUACCUUUACAUCACCGACAACAUUGAUGAUGCGUAUAGUUUCUUAAAGUCGUUAUCCAAAUAUAGAAAUGUUAAUUAUAGUAAAACUGCCGUAAAUUUCGUAUAUCCAGAGAUAAAAAUGUGUGAGGAGAUAAAUUUUCUGGGAUAUACGUAUAAUACAAACAAUUUAAAUGUCAACAGAGCCAGUAAUAUUUAUACUGGUCAGAUGUGCUAUAAAAUAACUUUUUCGUCUGCAAUUGAAAAUACGGGAAAAUUUCUAGAAAAUAGAAUCGGUCAAUCCGGAAUUCCGUUAAACAAUCACAUCUUCAAUUUAAAGCACAAUGACGAAGAAACAAUAUGGCAUAUAAUUUUUACGUCAUUUUGCGUAUCAGCAAACAAGUUUUGUACAAUAUUAUCCAUACUAUGUAACGAGAGAGACAUGUUAAAAUAUUUGUCACUUUACAAGAAAAUUACUGUAAAAUUAUGUAAUACAAUGAUAGAAGUGUUAUUGAAAAAUAAAUCGAACGACUACCUUUUUGUAUAUUGUAUAAAUCAUUUUCGCUAUUUAUCAUUUAAAGCUUUGAUGUUGUGUGCGAAAAAGACUCCGAAAUGUUAUUUGCUCAUUCCUCAUAUAGAUGUGGAAUUAUCGAAAACAAAUUGUAUUUUUGGAAAGUGGAGAGAGCAUGCGUGUCGUAUAAGCAAUUCUGGUGAGAUUGUUCGUUCCGCUGUCAAAGAAGUGUGUAGACGACCAGACCUCAGAAAAAUUAUGAAAUCCUUUGACGAUUUACCUGCUGGCUUUCAGUGUUAUAAAAAUAUAUUUGUAUAGCGUAAACUUAUCUUUCAUGAGUUGUAUACAUUGGCAUAAAGCUUUUAAGAAAUAAAACUGGAAACUGU